AUGGACUGUGGAAGAAGGGACUUAUUAAGUCCAAAUAGUUGUUCAUCUAGUGAAAUUGCACCUGUUUCCGGCAACAAAGAAAAGUUAAAAACUGAACAAAAGGUGGACUUCAAGAUGGGGACACCAUCAUUCAGUCACAUGCUAAGCACGGUGGUCCAAGACGCAGUCUACAAGUUGUGUACCAAACACAUGACGUUCUCUAAGCAGUUAGAAAUUGAUGCAAUAAUCUGUCUUGCAGCCGACACACAAGAACAGGAAGUGACAAUAAAGAUGCAUAGAACUGUCGUUAAAUCUAAACAAGACCCAGAGCUUACAUAUUAUAAUUCACCUUCGAUUCGAGGAACUUAUGAGCUGGACAAAGAUCCACGAUUUAACUUGUCGUCUGAACAGAUGGAGAAUAUGAUGAAAUAUUACGAGUUCUCAAAUUCUGGUUUGUUGAAAAACCAAUACAGGAAUUAUGACAUGUCAGUUUUAAACACAACGGAAGAAGACAAAACCUCCAAUGUUAAAACCACCAUUCAGGAAACUACAGAUGAAGGAACAAUCAGUAAGGAUAAGCAGUUAGAUGAUCAAAACCAAAGUGAAUCUAUAAGGGUUUCAAGCAGCAUUAACCCAUCUGACUCUGACCAGAAUAUUUAUAAGGAGCUACAACACAAAACCAAACCAAAGAGGGAUCACACAGGGCCAAGUGCAAUAGAACAGUUAACAGCGGAAAGAUGUCUUUACAGUGCAAAUGAUGAAUCUCAGAGAGCUAAAAAUAGUGUUUGGAGCAAAAGUGGAACAUGGGAUAAAGCAAAAUCUCCUGAUGUGUCAAUAUGGAAUAAAACGGGAGGUGAUGUACCUCCUGUAGAUGAGGUUACACACCAUGAAGAAGAAGAUGUCCAUGAUGAAGAACUUAAUGAAACCAUGAGAGAACCCUUACCUAGACUGGAGCAUAAGCACUCACAAGAAAAUGAAAGUAGCAAAGCUGGAGGCCACCAUCAUUUAAAAAGAUCGUAUCCAUAUCCACCUACGACAUCCUCCACUAACUUUCAGUUCAGUGAUGCUCCUUUCUCUAAAACAUCACGUCCUUCCUCCUUGCCAGAUCACCUUGCUGACUCAUCUAAUGUAAAAGCAGCACUUUCUUCAUUCAUAUACCACCGCAAUGAUGACACAAACUCUCUUGGGGGUGUGGCAAUGAUGCCAAAUGUCAAUGAGACAACAGUUCCUGAGGCUCCAAUGCAAGACUUUAAUGAUAUACCAACUACUAAAGCUCCAUAUGUUAAGGAUGAACCACAGGAUGUUCAACAUGUAGAUGAGGAGACAGUUAUUGACCAAACGACUGGGGAAAGAACGGAAGAAACAAAUUACAGUGAAUAUAUGAAGGCUCUGGCUGCUUUUGAACAAUCAAAACUUGAAGUUUUAAAGAAUUUCACAGAUGUGGAUGGAGUACUUUCUGCAGGCUCUGGAAUGCCUCCUCAUACCACUGAACAAUGGCAGAUACCUCCUGCAUUGCCCCACAUGGUAAAUGCCAACAAACGAUCUCCAAACACAAACUCUCAAUCCACCUCGGAAAACACCCAAGGAGAAGGUGGUUCUAAUUUUAUGUGCUACAUGUGUCCCGAACCACGACCAUUUCGGUCACUCUUUGGAUUUAAAUGUCAUCAAAAACGGCACACAGGGACAUUACCUUAUUCGUGCAAGUAUUGUAGCAAGUCAUUUCAUGGAAAGACACAUUUGGAGAACCAUAUAAGGAUUCAUACAGGAGAUAAACCAUAUCAAUGUACUUUAUGCAAGAAAGCAUUCACUGAAAAAGGCAAUCUCAAGCAGCAUAUGACCAAGCAUGCAAUGAAGUCUGAUACUGUAAAUAAGCAAUAGGUAUUAAGGAGGGGGGCGUACGUUCAGAUAGGGGAGUUCCUAAAUACUUAAACACUAGACUAAUUUUCAACAGAAAAAUGAAUGCAUUUUAGUGGAGUAUGAAACGCUGAAAUGAACAUUAGACGAGAGGUAAUAUACUACAAUAGUAAUAGUAAUAGUAAUGUAACACUAAGAAUAAUAAGUUUAUGGGAUAUGCAUUGUCCUUUUCAUCCUGAUAAAAGUGAUUAUAUUAAUUACAACAGUCAAAUAAGAACCCCUGAUUCUAAUUAUUGUGAUUCGGAAGCAUCCUUUAUGUGAUUUUAGAUGCUAGAGAACAUUUACAUUACAUGUGAAAAUUUUAAAAUUGUUUAAUCAUGUAAAAGGUUUUUUAUUAUAUGGUUGUGCGAGUAGAAAACAUCCACCAAGGAAAGCAAUCUCAGAUUUUAUGACAAAAUAUGCAAUAUAUCUUUAAAGUGCAACAGCUAAACUAUUAGUAGUUGAAUUUUGGUGGUGCAAAUGUAUUGUAUCAAUAUCUUUUUAUUGUAUCAAUAUAUUUUUAAGUGUUCACCAGAAAGGCAAUAAUGAUAUAUACUAUAAUACAUGUAUAAGGUUCGUUCCUCAUAUGUUUUUUGUAUUUUU
Owenia fusiformis is the source of this 2475-nucleotide messenger RNA. Lineage: Eukaryota; Metazoa; Annelida; Polychaeta; Sabellida; Oweniidae. The record is from the annotation of a GenBank genome assembly.